Molecule: messenger RNA, 1802 nt
Organism: Amyelois transitella
Lineage: Eukaryota; Metazoa; Arthropoda; Insecta; Lepidoptera; Pyralidae
Gene: APP-BP1
Product: NEDD8-activating enzyme E1 regulatory subunit
Exons: 1
Coding region: 152-1762 (536 amino acids)
Biological process (GO): ubiquitin-dependent protein catabolic process; protein ubiquitination; protein neddylation
Cellular component (GO): cytoplasm; nucleus
Molecular function (GO): ubiquitin activating enzyme activity; NEDD8 activating enzyme activity
Source: RefSeq, a predicted model, not a curated record
UAAGUUCGGCAAAUUCGGCAAUUUGCGUUUGCGAUUUCGUUUCGUCGCCUUUGACGGAUUUAAUUCAAACACAGAUUCCAUUUAUUUAUUACUUAGCUUUUAAGAAAUUAAGAAAUAAUUUAUAUUAACCUGCCUUAUAGAAUCAUUAUACAUGAUGGCGUCACCAUCUCCCAAAUCGCCAGAGCAAAGCGAGAAGAAUAAACAAUAUGAUCGUCAACUCCGCUUGUGGGGUGAUCACGGACAGUCUGCACUUGAAAAUUCUCAUGUUUGCUUGAUAAAUGCAACGGCAUUAGGUACAGAGAUCCUUAAAUCUAUCGUUUUACCCGGCGUCGGUGCAAUCACAAUUGUAGAUGAUUCUACAGUAAGUGAAGAAGAUAUUGGUUCCAACUUUUUCUUAGAACACUCAAGCAAAGGUUUGAACAGGGGCUCGGAAUCUCUUCGGCUUUUGCUGGAACUUAAUUCAUCUGUACAAGGUCAUGCCGUACAAGAACCUCCAGAUCAAAUACUCAAGGACAAUGCUGAUUUCUUCAAAACUUUUAGUGUAGUGAUAGGAACAGCUCUUGGAGAGAAGACCAUCCGAGAUUUAUCACAACAUUUGUGGGAUAUCAAUGUGCCUUUCAUAUUAUGUCGGUCUGUGGGCUUUUUGGGGUCAUUUAGAAUUCAAAUUAAAGAGCAUGCAGUUGUAGAGAGUCACCCUGACAAUGAACAACCAGACUUGCGUUUAGAUGUACCUUUUCAGUCACUGUCAGAUUACUUAAAUAGUUUUGAUAUUGAUACUGUUGAUUUGAAAGAUCAUGGCCAUAUACCUUGGAUUGUAAUUUUACACAAAGCAGUCCAAAAAUGGCAAUUAAGGAAUCCAAAAUGCUGGCCCAUGAGUAGAAAAGAAAAGGCUGAAAUUAAAACUAUAAUAGAAGAAUUCAUAAGGAAGGAUGAAAAUGGUAUACCUAUAAAUGAAGAAAACUUUGAUGAGGCGCUGAAGGCUGUGAACACUGCUUUAGUCCCAACCUUUUUACCUGUUAAAAUUCAGGAACUUUUAUAUAGCAGUGCUGCUACUAACUUGACUAAAGAAAGUGCUCCAUUCUGGAUAAUUUGUUCAGCUUUGCGAAGCUUUAUUGAAGCUGAAGGAAAGGGCAAGUUACCAGUGAGAGGAGUGUUACCAGAUAUGACUGCCUCCACUGAACAUUACAUCAAACUCCAAAACAUCUACCGAGCUCAAGCCGCAAUGGAUGCUGAAGUAGUUUAUAGGAAAGUACAGCAAAUAGUGUCUCAACUACACUGUGAUAGUAUCAGCGAGAAUGAAGUCAAACUGUUUUGCAGGCACGCCAAUGAUUUGCAUUUGAUAAAGGGCUCCAAUAUUGCUACGGAGUACCAGUUAGGGGGCUCAGUUUCAGCUUACAUCGCAAGAUAUCUGGAGGAGCCUGAUGUCAUGAUGGUUCAUUAUGUGAUGCUCAGAGCAGCAGAAGCUUUCCACUCCGAACAUUGUAGGCCUCCCGGAGACUGGGAACCUGAAGCUGACAUAGCUAAACUGAAGUCAUGCGUGUCUAAACUACUUAGUGACAUCUCCUGCAAUCCUUUUCCAAAAGAUGAUCAUAUUCAUGAAAUGUGUCGGUACGGAGGUGCAGAAAUACAUAGUGUGGCUGCAUUUUUAGGUGGCUGUGUUGCUCACGAGGCUAUCAAAAUAGUAACAAGACAGUAUAAGCCAGUGAACAAUACAUUUAUUUAUGAUGGGGCAUCAACAAAUACAGCUACUUUUACUUUCUGAAUGCUUAAAUUUGAAUAAAACAUGUGAUUUGGUAAUAUUG